AUGUGGAAACCAUCAGUCUGCAUAUCCCGAGCCACUCGUCGGUCUCGCAACAGUGCUCCCCCUAUUACCACGGCCACCGCAUUCAGCACCGUCGCCCGAAACAGCACCCAUCAUGCGCGCGCCACGCGCCGACAGACAUACCCGCUCUACCACCUGCGGUGUUUCCACGACUACUUCAUCACGCACAUCCCCUCCACUUCGCUCCACCCCGACUCGAGAACAGCGGCAGGUCCGCACCACAAGCUCCCUCGGGACAAGAGCAUACCUCAUGACGGGCAGGGAACACCCGCCGCAACCAUUGCCCCUUCGUCGCGCGACAUGACGGUAGUUCGCAUUCCCUUGAAGAGCGCAAAACACCACUUUGGCGUCUCUCUCUCGCGCGGUACGCGCCCCUACAACGAAGACGCCUUCCAGGCCGGCACCAUCGAGAUCCCCGCGUUCGCGAAGAGGCGCCCCGUGUCGUUGACGAGGAGCGCGAAUGGCGUGGUCAACGGCAGCGACAUCACGCCUGCUGGGAGUGCGAGCGGGGAUCCACAGGUUUUCUACUUUGGAGUCUUUGAUGGGCAUGGGGGGAGUGAGUGUUCGGGGUUUCUGAGGGAGCAGUUACAUACAUAUGUGGAGGAGGCAGCGAGGCUAUUCGAGUUGGAAAGUAGUCUUAAGAGGAGAGGUGGCCAAGGGAGAUGGCCGACCAGUUUGCAGGAUCCAGAAACGAAAAAGAAGGAAAAGAAGAAGAGUAUAGAAGACGCAGAGAGGGAGGCCCUGGAUGCGGUAAAAAUGCAUACACCACGUGAAGUCAAGCCAUUGAAGCCCGAGGAUAAGCCGAAGUCGGGGUUGGAGUCCAAGGGGAAGCCAGCACUGGGGGAUCCGCCGCUGCGGCAAUCGCAGAGUGUAAGGAAGGCCGAAGAGCUAGAAAUGAACCUCACAAGGGAUUGGAAGGAAUUGGUGGGAGGGUACUUUAGGCGGUUCAAGCCUGAGCAUUUCUCCAUGGCAGCUGGCGGGCGAGGACAUCCCCAUGAGAAAGACGUGGUUGCCAGGCAGACCUCUCCGAACUCGCCAAUAUCGGACAGCACGAAAGAAGGCAUGGGCAUUGAGACGGUGUUAGAGUACGCCUUCCUCAAGGCUGACUACGACUUUGUUUCGGCGCAGGUGGGCAAGCAAGACGAAGACCCGGUCCUUGCGGACAAGGCCAUCAAUGACGACGACAUCCUAGGCCAUCCCUCCCGCUCAGGCAAGGCUAUCGGCGGACCCAAACGCUUCAAGGGCGGCAGCACUUGCAGCAUUGCCCUUAUAUCUACACCCACGCCCACCCCCUUCUGGAACCCAUCAUCGCCUUCAACACUCAUUACGGCCCACGUCGGCGAUACACGGAUCCUUCUCUGUCGAACAGACACAGGCCUGGCCGUCCCUCUUACCACGAACCACCACCCCUCGAUGCCCGAAGAAGCGACACGGCUCCGGCGCUACGCCGCGGCGUUCGUGACCGACUCCUUUGGUGAGGAGCGCGUCUCGGGCCUUGCCAACACGCGCUCGUUUGGCGACAUGGCGUCGAAGCGCAUCGGCGUGAGCGCCGAGCCGGAAAUCCGCCGCAUCGAACUCCACCCCGCAGAAUACAGUUUCCUGGUCCUCGUCUCGGAUGGCGUGUCGGGCGCGCUGAGUGACCAGGAGAUUGUGGAUAUCGUGAAGGAGGCCAAAACCCCGGAGCAGGCUGCCAGGGAUGUUACGGCCUUUGCGACGGAGGUGAGCACGGAUGCGGACAAUGCGACGACACUGGUUGUGAGGCUCGGAGGGUGGGAGAGGAGGUCCGAGGGGGGAUUGGGAAGUUUGGGGACGAAGGAGUUGCGGGAUUGGAGGAAGCAGGAGGCGGAGAACCCGCGGGGGAGGGGUGGGAGGAUGUGA
This is a messenger RNA of Westerdykella ornata, 1896 nucleotides long. Its product is annotated as protein serine/threonine phosphatase 2C. The record is from RefSeq and is a predicted model, not a curated record. Bases 1 to 1896 code for a protein of 631 amino acids. NCBI's taxonomy places the organism in Eukaryota, Fungi, Ascomycota, Dothideomycetes, Pleosporales, Sporormiaceae. Gene Ontology annotation, molecular function: protein serine/threonine phosphatase activity; cation binding. Gene Ontology annotation, biological process: protein dephosphorylation. The transcript has a single exon.